This is a messenger RNA of Amoebophrya sp. A25, 1505 nucleotides long. The record is from the annotation of a GenBank genome assembly. Lineage: Eukaryota; Dinophyceae; Syndiniales; Amoebophryaceae.
GCGUAGUAACAGCAUCCCAGCACCAGCUGUCUAGAGUUGUGUCUCAAUGUUUCAUGACACCUUCAAGAAACAUUUUACAAGAAACUAAAGAAGAGUGAUUGAAACUAAGUAUGCCUUCAUUGUCGGGUUUGCCUGAACCUUCGUUAUAACGUGCUUACAGCGUCUGCGUCCAGCCGCACAACUCAUUGCAGGAUGACAACCCUAUUCUCGUUGUAAAAUGAAGGAGCUGAUAAAGGCGCUAGUCGUGUACCAGCAAAAAACAUCUUGAUUCCUGGCAACUCGUUCUUGAGCAGGCCGAGCAGGUGUCCUUCACACAGUUCAGCCGAAGUCGUUGUUCUACGCUCUUUUCGUCCCAAGAAGCCUACGGUUGCAGAACGACACUAGAACUUCGGCUAGCGCAAGGAGGCUAACCUCAAGGACCGAAGUGGGAACGACGAAGAAGAAUGGCCCCAGUGCGUAUGUAUGCGGGGCGGCGACUGUCGCGAAGGGACAUGUAUUGGCCACCGAUGAAACGAACAUCAGCAAUUCCAAUAGGCGGGAGCGAAGGAAAGCGGGCUUUUGUUUUUCACGGAAAAAGCGAAGAAAGCGGGCUUCUUGAACCUCAAGUCGCAGUCACACUAACAAAAUCUCUGAAAAACAGACUUGUAUUUAUUUUUCAUAGCUGUAGUUAUUGUUGUUGUGGUAUUGCUUAUUGUCGAUUACCUAGUCUGUCACGACCAGUAUGUAUAUAUGACAGAGGACUGCGACUGCCUGUACCCUUCAUACACCACUAUAUCUUUUUUUGUUCUCAACAGUUUUCCUUGACCGCUGAGGAGCUAGGAGAAAUCGAAAAACUGGCACCCAGGAUAAGUGCCUAUUUCGAUCUCAGUGAAGACCAAGUUCGUGGCCGUGACCGGGAAGUGCAGCGUGAAAAGGAGCAUCAGUAUUUAAGAGUCUACUCCUUCAUAAAGAAGAUCAUGUAAUUAUACUUAGUCACUCUUGCGUAUGCGUUCGUUGUUUUUGGUAGAGGUUCUUUCUAGCUACAUCUCCAUCCGAAUCACGUCGUGGUCUGGAGAGGUGGAAUUUUUUUGGAACUGCAGAGGCAGUGAAAGUGAUGUAGUACUACCAAGUAGGUAGAGGUGGAAAUGACAUGCCAUGAAUAUGUUGAUGUGCUUCUAAUUUGGGACGAUUUCAUAUCAAGAAUGAUGACGAUACCUACGGGAUUACGAGCUUGGGCAGGGACACGCUUCGAAAGUGGCCAAUAGAGUCCGACGAGCCUUCGCGGGCUACUUAAUUUUAAUUCUGUGGUGCUACAAGAACAACACAGAGAUUAAAACCAGGAGAGUUGCUGCCAACUAUAUGUCAUCGCCGAAUGUCAAGCUUAAUGUUGUCUUCUUGCGCUAAAUGAAUUUUGCAAGCAAAAAAAUGAACACAAACGAAGUACCGCGAUGGAUUGUCAUGGAAUGAAUUUAACAAUAAAGAACUGAACAAAAAUUUGAUGAAAAUGUUUGCGUUCUUGGAACGAG